AUGGGAGGCCCGCCCCCCACAGAAGCCCCGGCUAUCGAGGCCACGCCCGUGGUGCAGGCGGCCGCGGGCCCCGUCGCAGCGGUCGCCGAGGCGGUUUCCGUGGUGCAGGCGACCGCUGCGACGGUUUCCGUGGUGCAGGCGCCCGUGGUGCAGGCGACCGCCUCGGAAACCGUCGCUGCGGCGGUUUCCGCUGGCCCGCCCGUUCAGCGGCCGAGGGGCCGCGCGCCGAACGACGAGAGCGGGCGGCCAAAGGUGUGGAACCCAAACUUGGCCUGCUGGGUGACGGAGGAGCGGAAGCGGCAGCGCAUCGAUGCGCUGCCGUAUGGCCACAUCCCUGUCGAUGAUGCGCUCGAUGCGCUGGAGGUAGAGGUCGCGCGGAAGCGGCAGGCGGAGCCGGGAUGGCGGCUAAUGAAGAGUCACGAGAUGGCGGCGCCAUGGGGCGAUCACAGGUGGAAGGCAGGGCAUUGGGUGAUGAGCCGCUCGGGCGAUCGCGAUGAAUCGAGAGCGAGACGCGCCAAGAUGACCGAGCGGCAGCGGGAGCGACUCGACGCGCUUCCCUACGGCGGCGCGGCGGCGAAGCAAGUCCCGCUCGGAGGAGCUGCUGGAGUGUACCAGCCGCCCGCCCCCCAGCCGCAGACGACAGAGGCGGAGGGGCUGCGGCUGCACCUCUCCAGCCGCAACGCCACCGGCUACAAGGGCGUGAAGGCGGCGGACGGGGACCGCUUCACGGCGCGGCACGGGGUGGACGGCAAGGAGACCGUCUCCCUCGGCACCUUCGCCACGCCGGUGGAGGCGGCGGUGGCGUACGCGCGGGCGGCCGGGCAGGCUCCAGCGGUGGCCGCGGAGGCGGAGGGGCUGCGGCUGCACCUCUCGAGCAGCAGCGUCACCGGCUACAGGAACGUGUUUAAGAACCAUUCUAAAUUCGUCGUGAGGCACAAGGUGGACGGGAGGAAGGUCUGCCUGGGAGGAAGGUCUUUCGACACGGCGGUGGAGGCGGCGGUGGCCUUCGCGCGGGCGGUCGGGCAGGCGGAGGCGGCAGGCGCGCAAGGGCCAGUGCGGGCCGCAGCGGCGGAGGGCGCAGAGGCGGCGGAGGGCGCAGAGGCGGCGCAGGCGGCGGCGGAGGAGCUGGAGAGGCUCGAGCUGCGGCAGGUGGUCGACCGGCUGCUCGCCAACGUCGAGCGGAGGGUGGCCACCGAGGCGUGGCAGGCGAAGUGGCAGGCGGAGCGGCAGGCGGAGCGCGAGGAGCGCCGCGCGCAGAAGUCCGCCCUCAUGAAGACGGGCUCCGACAACGAGGCGGCAGCGGCACUCCUGCGGGUGGGCAUUGUGGCGGAGGCGGAGGGGCUGCGCUUGCACCUCUCCAGCCGCAGCAGCACCGGCUACGCAGGCGUGCGCGAGGCCCGUACUCGGGACCAGAGGAGGUGUCCCGCACUUCUCGUGCGCCGUUACUCGAAGCGGGCGACCUUGCCUUGCCGCUUCGAGGCGCAGCGCAAGGUGGGCGGGCGGGUGGUCUCCCUCGGCACCUUCGAUUCGGCGGUGGAGGCGGCGGUGGCGUACGCGCGGGCGGUCGCCGCCGCCGCCGCCGCCACUGCCGUCACCGCCGCCACUGCCGCCACCUCCACCGCUGCCGCCGCUGCCACUGUCGUUGCCGCCGCCGCCGCCGCCGACGUGCUCGAGCCUCCACACGGACUGAGGCUGGAUGCUAGCGCGGCGGGUCGCGCCGAGGAGACGGCGGUCGUGCUCUCUGGCAUGGACUUGCCGUCCCACGGCGGCGAGGGCAGCGCGGAGUCCGCCGUCGUGCAGACGGACUCCGACAAAGAGGCGGCAGCGGCGCUCCUCCGGGCGGGCAUUGUGGCGGAGGCGGAGGGGCUGCAGCUGCACCUCUCGAGCAGCAGCAGCAGCGGCUACAAGGGCGUGACCAAGCGCGUCUCUGGCCGCUUCGAGGCGCAGCGCAAGGUGGGCGGGCGGGCGGUCUCCCUCGGCACCUUCGAUUCGGCGGUGGAGGCGGCGGUGGCGUACGCGCGGGCGGUCGCCGCCGCCGCCCCCGUGCUGAUGGACUCCGACAACGAGGCGGCAGCGGCGCUCCUGCGGGUGGGCGUCGUGGCGGAGGCGGAGGGGCUGCGCUUGCAUCUCUCGAGCAACAACAGUACCGGCUACAGGGGCGUGUGCAAGGUCAAGGGCCGCUUCGUGGCCGCUGACCAGAAGGGCGGGAAGAAGGUCUCCUUCGGCUGCUUCGGCACGGCGGUGGAGGCGGCGGUGGCGUACGCGCGGGCGGUUGGGGAGCGCGAAUAA
Messenger RNA from Emiliania huxleyi CCMP1516, 2289 nucleotides. RefSeq lists its product as hypothetical. The transcript has a single exon. Gene Ontology annotation, biological process: regulation of DNA-templated transcription. NCBI's taxonomy places the organism in Eukaryota, Haptophyta, Isochrysidales, Noelaerhabdaceae. Gene Ontology annotation, molecular function: DNA binding; DNA-binding transcription factor activity. The record is from RefSeq and is a predicted model, not a curated record. Bases 1 to 2289 code for a protein of 762 amino acids.